Molecule: messenger RNA, 990 nt
Organism: Penicillium vulpinum
Lineage: Eukaryota; Fungi; Ascomycota; Eurotiomycetes; Eurotiales; Aspergillaceae
Product: putative TIM barrel metal-dependent hydrolase
Exons: 1
Coding region: 1-990 (329 amino acids)
Molecular function (GO): hydrolase activity
Source: RefSeq, a predicted model, not a curated record
AUGCUAACCGCUGCUCAGCCUAAAGCCAAUCUACUCCACGGGCCUCCAUUGAUAUCGUUUAAUGUCCUUGCCACCCGUUUAGAGCAACGGCGUUCAAUACAUGCCUCGUCUACAAGUGUAUCGCUGAAGCAUAGACUCCCUCCAAAGUCCUGGGAUAGUCACAUGCAUGUUGUGGAACCUGGGCGGUUUCCUGUCUCUCCAACAGCGGUAUAUAAACCCACCCCACAUUCGUUACCCGAAGCUCUCGCCUUCGAGUCCGAAUUAGGCGUUGAGAAUCUCGUCUUUGUGCAACCUUCAAUUUAUGGCACAGACAAUUCAUGUUUAUUAGAUGCCCUACGAAAACUUGGGCCCUCACGUGGCCGAGGAGUUGUCGUGGUUGACCCUGCCACCGUUAAACCGGAGACUUUAAACGAAUGGCAUAAACUGGGAGUCCGUGGACUGAGGAUCAACCUCCAGUCUGUGGGGAAAGUGAUGGACAAGAACGAGUUGGAAGAGACCCUACUCCAGCAUGCUGAGCUUGCCCGGCCUCGUGGCUGGAUCAUCGAGAUAUAUCUUCCCCUCAAGAUGAUCUCGAUGGUUGAGUCGAUCCUGCCACGACUAGGCGUACGCAUCUGCAUCGACCAUUUUGGCUGCCCCGAGCUCGCGACAUGGGACGGUGAUGCUUCGGCUUUCAAUCCCUACAACCUUCCAGGGUUCUCGUCCUUGAUCUCUCUGCUUCGUGCUGGAAGAACAUAUGUUAAGGUGUCUGCUCCAUAUCGACUCAGCAAAGACCAUCAAAUGCGUGAUCUUCAGGCUAUGGCACGCGAGUUCUUGUCUGUUGCACCAAAUCGGGUCAUCUAUGCCACUGAUUGGCCGCACACUCGAUUCUCUCGUGUUGAUAUCAGUCCAUUCACUGAAUGUUGCUUGGAAUUAUGCGCAACCAAGCCGGGACUAGCGGAGCGCCUGUUUCGCAGGAAUACCGAGGAGAUGCUAGGAGUAGUCUCCGAUUGA